UUUGACCUUCCCACCCGCCCCGCUCGGCACGCUCCCGUUUGACAGGCUGUAUCGUUAGCUGAGAGAUGAAGAUCAUCCCGACGCGAGCAUGAAAUGUUUAUCCUGACCUUUUGACUUGGCUCGCCCCGCAGAUUACUGCCUGAGUAAACCAAGGGAACAAUGGUGAAGUAUUUUUGCUACGCAGGAUUGCUGAAAAGCACCUGGGACCAAGUUUGCAUUGCUUUCUGGCAGCGGUAUCCCAACCCCUACAGUAAUCACGUCUUGACGGAGGAUAUCAUCUUCCGGGAGGUGACGCCCGCCAACUGCCUCAUCUCCAGGCGUCUGUUGACCAAAACGAGCCGCGCACCGCGCUGGAUGGAACGCUACCUCCCAAAGCAGAUGUCCAGCUCGGCGUACAUCAUCGAGGAUUCCAUCGUAGACCCUCAGAAAAGGACCAUGACGACUCUCACGUGGAACAUCAGCCAUGCUCGCCUCAUGUCUGUGGAGGAGAGGUGUCACUACCAUGUUAACCCUGAAAACGGCGGCUGGACAGAGAUCACAAGAGAAGCCUGGAUAUCUUCCAAUGUCUAUGGGCUUACCAGAGCUGUUCAGGAAUUUGGUCUGGCAAGAUUCAAGACCAGCGUCACAAAGACGAUGAAAGGCUUCGAGUACAUACUGGCAAAAAUGCAUGGUGAAACUCCAUCAAGAACUUUGGCAGAAACUGCAACAGAGCGGGCAAGAGAGACAGCCCUGGCAGCUAAGGAGAAAGCAAAGGACCUCGCCACACACGCCCAAAAGAAACAAUUCGUAUGAGAAGCAGCACAGCUCCGUCGCCACCAAUCCCGGGACAGGUUUCCUCUCACACCUUCUCAUUGGUCACGCAAGCACUUCGUCUAAACUAACCGAUCUCAGGCAUGGCCGAACACCUCCGAGGGUGCAUCCGACUGAAACUAUGGGCGGACCGUGAAAGGCCUGAGCUGUGCUCACGGGCCCGAUGCAGCCUCCCCCAUCAUGUCACGUGUUUCCUAUACCUCUGCUGCCACAUCAUUUCAGUCUUUACCACAGAAGUCCUGGAAAUGAGUGUGAUGGCCUACACUGGAAGUGUUCCUUAAACCUCUGUGCCCACAGACGUUUGCUCCGUUCGUCUUGUUCUCAUUCACCUGUCUCUUACAAUCCAGCAUCAGCAUUACUUAAAAGAUUUGAUUGUUUUUGUUUGAUUCCGCUGUGUGUCGUUUCAGUGUCGUCUUGUUUUUGUUGAUCUGCUUCACCCCAACCAUAUCAUGUUUUACUAAGACUGAUCAUCUUGUUUCAGCUGAUGAGCAUCAGCUUAAGAAUGUUUCAUAUGGUUCGAAAUCGAAUAGAAAAAACUUCGGCAGUUGACAUUGUGAAGGCUGGAGAUAAUAGUCUUCCUUACCCUGUACAUGCCAUACAACCUAAGCAGUAAGUUCUUACUCUGUCAGAAUUUCAGCUUGCCAAUAAAUAUUUUCUAAUCAAAAAUGCAUGCUGUGCUGUGUUUCUUGUCAUUGUUAAUUUGGCUUAUUACUGUUACAGAGGGUUUCAAAAAGUCAAUCAUGGAAAUCAAAUUCAA
Molecule: messenger RNA, 1567 nt
Organism: Menidia menidia (Atlantic silverside)
Lineage: Eukaryota; Metazoa; Chordata; Actinopteri; Atheriniformes; Atherinopsidae
Source: the annotation of a GenBank genome assembly